Messenger RNA from Rubroshorea leprosula, 490 nucleotides. The record is from the annotation of a GenBank genome assembly. NCBI's taxonomy places the organism in Eukaryota, Viridiplantae, Streptophyta, Magnoliopsida, Malvales, Dipterocarpaceae.
GAAUGUGGAGGGGAUUACCUCUUUUUUUGUUCUUCAAUCAAAUUCUACUUAAAUCCAACCCUUUCUACCAUUUUGUUUUACCACUAGCUCUCCCCCUUAAAACCCAGAUCUAAAAAUCCCCAAAAGAGGAAAACCCACAAAACCCAAGAGGCCCUGACCUUAGUUCUUCUAACAUGGGUGAGGAUGGAAUGAGGGCAAAAAUCGGGUUGAUGGCAGAUCUUGGUGUGGUAGUUUUGGAGAAAAGGAAGGUUGGGGAAAGGCAAUCGGAGAAAAUGGAGGUCAAGGAAGGGCAAUUGAAGAAACUAGAGGUUGGAGAAACUGGAGGUCGGAGAAGGGCAAUCGUAGAAAAUGGAGGUUAGCGUCAUUUCAAUCUUGGAUUCCAAGAGAUAGCCACCUACCAAGAAUUUCAAAGAGCAAAUGGAAGCAAAACGAUAGUCUUGGAGAUAAGUUUGUAAUGCUUGACAAAUCUUAUUAAAUUCUAUUUUAUUCA